AUGACAGAUGAUCGAAGUCGUGAUGUUAUGUGCGCAUACUGCCGCAGGAAGAGAGAACUCGGAGAGAAGCGUAGUGAGGCCCGCAUACCCUUCGCAGCGGCAGUCGUAUCAGGUGCUGGAAAUGGAGACAAGUACGAAAAUGCUGAAAAAGCCAUCGAGGUGGUGGCGAGAAAUGAACUCAAUGGAUUGAUAUCAGUAUCCGUACUUUUCGAGGAGUAUGGAGAUAACAUAAGAAUCAGAGAAGGGACGCUUAAAGCGGCGGCAGGGAAUGAGCAGAGUGGGAGAGCCGUGCACAGCUCGUCAUUAGCUGUGGUUAGACCGAAGAACUUAUUAUAA
Fusarium verticillioides 7600 is the source of this 336-nucleotide messenger RNA. RefSeq lists its product as hypothetical. NCBI's taxonomy places the organism in Eukaryota, Fungi, Ascomycota, Sordariomycetes, Hypocreales, Nectriaceae. Bases 1 to 336 code for a protein of 111 amino acids. The transcript has 2 exons. The record is from RefSeq and is a predicted model, not a curated record.